Molecule: messenger RNA, 1151 nt
Organism: Acinonyx jubatus (cheetah)
Lineage: Eukaryota; Metazoa; Chordata; Mammalia; Carnivora; Felidae
Product: alpha-1-antiproteinase 2-like
Biological process (GO): negative regulation of endopeptidase activity
Molecular function (GO): serine-type endopeptidase inhibitor activity
Source: RefSeq, a predicted model, not a curated record
UUCCGUCCUCCAUGAUGAGGGUGAAGGGAAGUCCUCGGCACUGGGCCGGCACACGGUAGGGGUUCGGUAAGCUCUGGAUGCUUCCCGUGAUGUCAGUCAGUGGCCGAGGGACUCACCGUGUGGCCUGACGUGGGCGUGGUGCCCCUUCUCUGUCUCACAGGACAAUGCCAUCCUCCUUCACGUGGGGCCUCCUCCUGUCAGCAGGUCUGUGCUAUCAGGUUCCCGGCUCCCCACACACUUCCAAGCCCCAUCUGCAGGCACCCGCCCCCAGCAUAGCCCCCAAACUGGCCAAGUGUGCCUUCGGCUCGCACCAUGAACUGGCUCAUCACUCCAACAACAACAUCAUCUGCUCCCCCAUGAGCGUCGCAAUAGCCUUUUCGAUGCUCUCCCUGGGGACCAACGGUGACACUCGCACCCAGAUCCUGCAGGGCCUAGAUUUUAACUUCAAGGAGGCCAAUAUCUACAAAGGCUUACAGCGUCUCGACAGCCAAUGCCAGCUGACCGCCAGAAGUAUACUAUUCAUCGACAAGAAUUGGAAGCAAGUACAUAUGUUUUCGGAGGAUGUCAGGAAGCUGGACCCCUCAGAAGCCUUCUCCGUCCACUUCAGAGACAACAAAGAGGCCAAGAAAUGGAUCAACCAAUAUAUAGAAAAGGAAACCCGAGGGAAAACUGUGGAUUUCAUCAAAGAUCUUGACAAAGACACGGCUCUUGUUCUGGUGAGUUACAUUUUCUUUCAUGUGACCCCGUCGGCCCCCUCAACCUUCCCGAACAACUCCCACUCGGUCUUCAGCCCGUACAGGUGGAGGGUGGCCGAAAACCCAGGCAAGAACAUCAUCUUCUCCCCGCUGAGCUUCUCCACCCCCCCUCGCCUUGCUGGCUCUCCAGGCCAGGCCAGCAGCACACACCCAGGUCCCGGAGGGUCUGGGCCUGCCCCUCGUCCAGGUCCCAGACAGCAUGGUCACGAGCACUUCAGUCGGCAACUCCUUGCCCCGCUGCGGUCCCUGGAGGCGUGCCAGCCACACACGGGCAGCAUGCUGUCUGUGGACCAGAGGCAGUACCUGUCACACAGGUUUGUCGACAUCGCCCAGAAUCUGUCCCACACGGAGGUCUUCCUCAUCCCCUUCGGGAACAACCAAGUAGCCAGGGAGUAG